Molecule: messenger RNA, 2238 nt
Organism: Peronospora matthiolae
Lineage: Eukaryota; Oomycota; Peronosporomycetes; Peronosporales; Peronosporaceae
Source: the annotation of a GenBank genome assembly
AUGGUGCGCGUGCCCGGAUCUUCUGAGGCCUCUGGAUUUCACCGUGAGUCCACUGGCGAAGAUGUCAAGAUUAAGCAAGAACCUGGGAUUGAAGUGUCAGCGACAAAGGGAUCGACGCAGACACGCAGAAGCACAAGAUCCUCAGAUCAUCAGAGUUUUGGGAGGGGCUCUGAUGAAAUGAAAAUGAAAGAGGAAGAUCGAGAGAUCGAUCUGGAAGAUAAACCUCAAUUCCCUCCUAGGGUCCCUUCGGGGUCCACCGCAGAUCGCUCUGCAAAGAGCGAUCUGCUGGAUAAAAAUCCAAUGGUGAAAACCAAAUCGGCGAAAGCCAAACCCUAUAUCUUAGUCGAUAGAUCGCCCGACCUCAAGCCGAAGAGCACAAUCGCGAGAUCGACCACAUCAGAACGAUCCGCGACGAGAUCGAUGGGAUCAGAUGUCAAAGAUCGCCAGAUCGGCCGAACCGUGCAAUCAAAGAUCGGAGCCAAAGAGGAAUACGAUGAAACACCAGAUAAGAUCGCGAUGCCAAAGACGGAAUAUAACCCAAUAAAGAUCGCUUCCAGGGAGAAGGAGACGACGGGUGAAGCGCGGGAGCGUGCAAAAUGGCAGUACUAUUAUGGCCAGUUGAAGACGCUGCUCAAGACGGACCCAGUGUUCAAGAUAUUAAGGCCCAAGGUGAUUGGUCCUCUGGAUAAGCCGAUCUCGGUCCCACUUCACGGGACCAACAAAGUCGACGAGAUCAAUUUGAUUUUGCAGAUGUUGGACGACAUGGGUAUCUGCCCUGACGCUUUUGAUGGAGAUGAACUGCUGAGUUGCAGCUUGGAACAGUUUAAGGACGCGGCGAAUGAGUUUGUAGAGAUCAUGAUAAUGCUGGUGGGCAAAGCGAAUACUCCUGAGGACAAGAUCGGGACGCCCUCGGGCUCGCUCCGUAAACACCCCGCGGGAUCGCCCCGCUACGCCUCGGAUGACUCCGAGAGCGAGUCAGAUGGAUCCAUCAGCAUUCGUCAGAUGUCUCUAGGACCAUCGGGUGGAAGGUUCUUAAAGGACAAGAUCGGAAAAGCCAAGAUCGACGCCUAUAAGGGACAAGCCAAGAGCAACAUGCCGCAGAGAUCGGCCAGUACCCGCACUGGGUUGGAGGAUCAAGAAGAGGGCGAUCUAAGUCGGUACUUCAAUUCAGCCAUGAAGAAGUACGAGGCGGAUCAACGUACAGCUCAGCGAAUGAAUCGACAGCCAAACCGCUACCCAGAUCGACGUACUUUGCUCAAACCUUCACACGAAAGCCUUGACAUGCCGGAUGUGGAGAUGGAGUCGGUGGGGUCGGACAUUUACCAACAUAUCCAUGAGGGGGCGGAAUACGACCCGGAUGAUCUAUGGAUGCCCGAACCACGGCGCCCUCAUGUAGCCGCGACCGGUGCGACUACCGGAGGGGGAAGCAUCACGCAGAGGAUCAGAAUCUCAGCGAUUUCUGAGCUGAAAGAAUUCUCAGGGAAGGAUCGGGAAGAAGACAAAGCACGGACCUGGAUCGGCAAAGUGAAAUCAGCGUUUAUCCGGGACCAAGCACCGGACGAGGAGAGAUGUCUGGUCUUCGGUGAUCUCAUGGUGGGCCCAGCCCGCUACUGGUACCGACAGCUGAGUAGAUCGACGAGAUUCAAUUGGAAAGAAUUGAUGAACAGUUUUCUUGUGGAGUAUGCAGGACACGAGAUGUACGCGAGCAGGCAGUACUACCACGAAAAGAAACGAUCGGAGGAAGAUCCUUUACAGUACCUGUAUAGGCUUAAUGUGAUUGGAAUGCAGGCGAAGAUACCGGUGAUGACUGCAUUGCCAGCUGCGCGCAAGGAACAUGUCAACCAUUUCAUUGACACCUUGGACGACCCCGAUCUGUCCAAUCAAUUGCUACUGCUGAAUGUAGAAGACGCGGGAGCCAUGCAAAAGACACCGCACGGAUAUCAACAAGGGAGAUCGCGUCAAGGGAAAGUGAUGAUGGGAUCGUCCAAGUUCAGGCAGAAGGGAACUCAAAGUCCAGCGCUGUCUAAGUCUGCACGAGCGGUAAGGAUGGUCCGUACCGAGGACGUCUGCAGCGAGUCAGGAUCGGACACCUGCGGAUCGGAUUUGGAAGAUCGAUUGAGAUCGAUCCAUGUGGCUGCUACUGCGGAUCGCCGUUCAUCCCCAAUGACGUUGCAGCAAACGCGAGAUCGGUCGACCCGAACACUCGUCAAGACUAUCAAGAUCGCAAUAUUCCAUUGA